AUGAGGACAUGGGCCUUGAUCCUGACUGGCCUGUAUGUUCACAUAGUGCUUUUCUAUUCCAUAUUUGACAUUUACUUCACCUCCCCGUUGGUACAUGGUAUGACACCACAUGUGUCCAACGAAUCACCUCCAGCCAAGAGGCUCAUUCUGUUUGUGGCCGAUGGCCUCAGAGCUGACAAAUUUUUUGAGGUUGAUGAUGAUGGCAAAUCAAGAGCUCCAUAUCUCAGAUCUGUAAUAGAUAAUAAAGGAGCAUGGGGUGUGUCUCACACACGAGUGCCCACAGAGUCUAGGCCUGGUCACGUUGCACUUAUUGCUGGUUUUUAUGAGGAUGUCAGUGCAGUUGCUAAAGGCUGGAAGGAAAAUCCUGUAGAGUUUGACUCUGUAUUCAAUGAAAGUCGCUAUACAUGGUCCUGGGGCAGCCCAGACAUACUACCAAUGUUUGCGAAAGGGGCCAGUGGUGACCAUGUGCUGACUGACCAGUACCCACCUGAACUGGAGGACUUUGCGGACUCCAAUUCCUCUAAGCUAGACACAUGGGUGUUUGACAGAGUCAAGGCAUUAUUAAAGACAGGGAAAAGUGACAGAAAAUUGAUGGAACAGUUAAAUAAGGACAAGAUUGUCUUCUUCUUCCAUCUAUUGGGGAUAGACACAAACGGUCAUUCUCACAAACCUCAGUCCAGGGAAUAUUUGGAGAAUAUUAAACUGGUGGAUUCAGGAAUCAAGGAAAUGACUGAGUUGAUAGAACAGUAUUAUGAUAACGAUGGGAGAACGGCGUACCUGAUGACAGCCGACCACGGCAUGACAAACUGGGGUUCUCAUGGAGCUGGACAUCCCCAUGAGACCUUGACCCCACUGGUUGCUUGGGGAGCUGGGGUCAGAAAACCAGUUACUGGAAAAGAAAGAGUUGAUCAGGACUCCUACUCUGAGGACUGGAAUCUCAGACACCUGAAGCGCUCGGAUGUACAGCAGGCAGAUAUUGCUCCACUGAUGGCCUGUCUAAUUGGCAUUCCUUAUCCUGUCAAUUCUGUGGGUAUCCUCCCUAUCGACUACCUUGAUGCCGAUGAUCACCAGAAAUUUCUGAGUCUCUAUGCAAAUGCAAAACAGAUUCUGUCUCAAUACCAGAUUAAAAUGGAACAAAGAAAACAGACAACCUUAUCGAUGACCUUCAGACCCUACAGUGAGUUGACGCCUGUCCUGCAAGCUGAAAUGAUAAGACACAUUAAUAAGCUGACUCAGGCGGGUAAUUACCCUACAGCAGUCAUCUGA
Molecule: messenger RNA, 1266 nt
Organism: Ylistrum balloti
Lineage: Eukaryota; Metazoa; Mollusca; Bivalvia; Pectinida; Pectinidae
Product: GPI ethanolamine phosphate transferase 1-like
Exons: 14
Coding region: 1-1266 (421 amino acids)
Biological process (GO): GPI anchor biosynthetic process
Cellular component (GO): endoplasmic reticulum membrane
Molecular function (GO): mannose-ethanolamine phosphotransferase activity
Source: RefSeq, a predicted model, not a curated record